AUGUUCCUGUACAAAGCCCUUAAACACAGAGAUGAAGAAGAGGACGUCCAGUCCCAGAAACCCUGGAUAGAAAGCACUUUCACCAAAAGGGAAUGUGUGCACAUACUUCCAGUGUCAAAGGACCCCCACAGAUGCCUUCCAGGAUGCCAGAUUUGCCAACAGCUAGUCCGGUGCUGCUGUGGGCGGCUGGUGCGGCAGCAUGUUGGCUUCACCGCCAGCUUGGCCACCAAGUACUCGGACGUGAAGCUGGGUGAAAAGCCCAGCCAAGCCGUCCCUGAACUGGAGGAGUGGUCGGUGGAACGACACACAGAGGCCAGCCCCACUGACGCCUAUGGUGUCAUCAACUUCCAGGGAGGGUCUCACUCCUACAGAGCCAAGUAUGUGCGGCUCUCCCACGACUCACGGCCAGAAAGCAUCCUCCGGCUGAUGCUGAAGGAAUGGAACAUGGAGUUACCCAAGAUACUCAUCUCUGUACACGGAGGAGUGCAAAACUUCGAGCUGCACCCACGCAUCAAGCAGGUUGUCGGCAAGGGCCUCAUCAAAGCGGCGGUGACCACAGGGGCCUGGAUCUUCACUGGAGGGGUCAACACAGGUGUGGCAAAGCACGUAGGUGACGCUCUCAAAGAACACUGUUCCAGAUCGUCAAAGAAAAUUUGCACUGUUGGGAUUGCGCCAUGGGGAGUCAUUGAGAAUAGGAAUGAUCUGAUUGGCCGAGAUAUUGUUGCCCCGUAUCAGACACUGUUAAACCCUCUCAGCAAACUAAAUGUUCUCAACAACCUGCACUCCCACUUCCUCCUGGUGGACGACGGCACCGUGGGGAGGUACGGUGCCGAGGUCAAUCUGCGGCGGGAUCUGGAGAAGCACAUCAACCUCCAAAGAAUACACGCACGUAUUGGUCAGGGUGUUCCUGUGGUGGCUCUGAUCUUUGAGGGGGGGCCCAACGUGAUCCUGACGGUGUUGGAGUACCUUCAGGAAAGCCCCCCCGUCCCUGUGGUGGUGUGUGAGGGCACGGGUCGCGCUGCUGAUAUUCUGGCCUAUGUGCACAAGCAGACGGAGGAGGGAGGCGGCCUCCCUGAUGGAGUGGAAACUGACAUUAUAGCAACCAUUAAGAAAACCUUCAACUUCAGCCAGAGUGAUGCCAACCACCUUUUUCAGACUCUGAUGGAGUGUAUGAGAAGCAAAGAACUGAUCACUGUGUUUCACAUCAGCUCUGAGGAUCACCAGGACAUCGAUGUGGCCAUUCUGAGGGCUUUACUCCAAGGCACAAAUGUCUCUGCCUUCGAUCAGCUGGUCCUGUGUCUGGCCUGGGACCGUGUUGACAUCGCCAAGAAUCACGUGUUUGUGUAUGGACAACAGCUCCUGGUGAGUUCGUUAGAGCAGGCCAUGCUGGACGCACUCAUCAUGGACAGGGUGGAUUUUGUGAAGUUGCUCAUAGAGAAUGGCGUGAGCAUGCACCGCUUCCUGACAAUCAGUCGACUGGAGGAACUCUACAACACGAAACAGCCACCAUACAACCCGACUCUUCUCCACUUGGUCAGGGAUGUUAAACAGAGUCACCUGCCUCCAAAUUAUAAAAUAACUCUGAUUGAUGUGGGUCUGGUUAUCGAGUACCUGAUGGGCGGGACUUACAGGUGCAACUACACCAGGAAACGCUUCCGAAUAAUUUACAACAACCUCCAUGGCAACAGCAGGAGAUCAGGACGUAACCUGGUAGGUCCCGGCUCUCACCUGAGGAAGAAUCACGAAUCUUUCAGCAUGCAGGCAGACAAGAAGGAGAAGACGAGGCACAACCAUUUCAUCAAGACUGCACAGCCCUACAAACCCAAGCUGGAGUCGCCCACAGAUCUGAACAAAAAGAGGAGCAAAGAAGAGAUCGUAGACAUCGAUGACCCAGAGACGCGGCGGUUUCCCUACCCCUUCAACGAGCUCCUGGUGUGGGCUGUGCUGAUGAAGAGGCAGAAAAUGUCACUGUUCUUCUGGCAGCACGGCGAGGAGAACAUGGCGAAGGCCCUGGUGGCCUGCAAACUCUGCAGAUCCAUGGGCUACGAGGCCAAGAAGAGUGAUGUGGUGGACGACACAUCAGAGGAGCUCAAGGAGUACUCCAAUGACUUUGGAACUUUGGCCGUGGAUCUGCUGGAGCAGUCGUUCAGGCAGGACGAGACCAUGGCCAUGAAGCUGCUGACCUAUGAACUAAAGAACUGGAGUAAUUCCACCUGUUUGAAGUUGGCGGUCUCCUCCCACUUACGACCCUUUGUGGCUCACACCUGCACUCAGAUGCUGCUGUCGGACAUGUGGAUGGGGAGGCUGAACAUGCGCAAGAACUCCUGGUACAAGGUGAUUCUCAGUAUCCUGGUCCCUCCUGCCAUCCUGCUGUUGGAGUACAAAUCCAAGGCUGAGAUGGCUCACAUCCCCCAGAGUCAGGAUGACCACCAGAUGACCAUGGAAGACAGCGAGCACAACUUCCAGAACACAGCUGACGACAUCCAGAUGGACGUGUUCAAAGAGUCGAGAGCCCAGGAUCACACCGAGGUGAAAAACGACAUCGAGACGCACGUUCGAUCCAGGAGGCUGCCGUUAAUCAGGAAGAUGUACGCCUUCUACCAUGCUCCCAUUGUCAAGUUCUGGUCCAACACGCUCUUCUACCUGGCCUUCCUGAUGUUGUAUUCAUACGUGGUCCUGGUGAAGAUGCCUGAAUUCCCAUCUCCUCAGGAGUGGGUGGUCAUCCUCUACAUCAUCACUUCUGCUGUGGAAAAGAUCCGAGAGAUGUUCAUGUCUGAAGCAGGCAAGAUCAGCCAGAAGAUCAAGGUGUGGUUCAGUGACUAUUUUAACGUCUCAGACUUUGUGGCCAUUAUAAUGUUCUUCAUUGGCUUUGGCCUGAGGCUGGCCGGGGGCGUGGCCUUCAUCCCCGGCAGGACAGUUUACUGUCUGAACAUCAUCUUCUGGUACGUGCGUCUCCUGGACAUCCUGGCUGUCAACCAACAGGCCGGGCCCUACGUCAUGAUGAUCGCCAAAAUGGUGGCCAACAUGUUUUACAUAGUGGUGAUAAUGGCUAUAGUCCUGCUCAGCUACGGCGUUCCCAGAAAAGCUAUUCUGUAUCCGCACGAGGAGCCCAGCUGGACUCUGGCCAAGGACGUGGUCUUCCAGCCCUACUGGAUGAUGUACGGAGAAGUGUAUGCUUAUGAGAUCGAUGUGUGUGCAAAUACCACUGAAAACAAUGUGAAAGAACUGUGUACAGCAGGAGUGUGGCUCACUCCCCUCUUACAAGCCGUCUACCUCUUCGUGCAGUAUAUCCUCAUGGUCAACCUCCUCAUUGCCUUCUUUAACAAUGUAUACAUGCAAGUCAAGUCCAUUUCCAACCUGGUGUGGAAGUACCAGCGGUACCACUUCAUCAUGGCCUACGACGAGAAGCCGUUCCUGCCGCCGCCGUUCAUCUUCCUGUUCCACAUCUACUCUCUCUUCUGUAUGUGUAGGAAGAGCAAGAAGGAGAACACCUACGGUCCAAAGCUGUUUCUAACAGAAGAAGACCAGAAGAAGCUCCAUGAUUUUGAGGAGCAGUGCGUGGAGACGUACUUUCAUGAAAAAGACGAUCAGUUUCACUCUGGCAGUGAGGAGCGGAUCCGUCUCACUGCAGAAAGAGUUGACAUCAUGUGUCUGCAGCUGAAGGAGGUCGGGAACAAGGUGAACUUCAUAAAGCGCUCGCUGCACACGCUGGACUCUCAGAUCGGUCACCUGCAGGACCUCUCUGCUCUGACUGUUGACACUCUGAAGACCCUCACCGCCCAGAGGGCCUCCGAGGCCAGCAAGGUCCACAACCAGAUCACACGGGAGCUCAGCCUGUCCAAGAACGUGGUCCCCAGCAUCGCAGCCGUGGCCACGGACACCGGGCCUCACUCCAAAUCCUCUGUGAUCGGAAAACACAGCGUGGGGCCUUACUUUGGCUCCUCUUUUCCACAGGCUCAGGUGGACAUAGCAGAUUCUCUGUUUGGGACAGGUGUGAGCGCAGCAGGUCUGACUGAGAGCUUCAGGAGAGUCCGGCCAAGCGCAGGACUGGGGCUGGACCCCAGUGUGAACCCAGGGCUCGGUCCAGAGACGGGAGACCCGUUUGGGUUCGGACACCUGGCCGUAGAGGCAGGCUCCUCAGGCGGUGCUGACCCCAGUGCCUUUGUCCAAAGUGCCGCGGCGGCCGACUCCCCUACAGAACUGUGUCUCCACGGCCACUCGCUGGUUCACAGCAGACACGCCCGUCCACAGGAGCCAGGCCUCUCAGACACUCCAUCCAGCCUGCCCAACGUUCCCUCUCCUGUGGCUCAGUUCCACAUCAGCAGCACCCCAUCCCAGGUCAGUGGCUCCAGCCACCCGGAGCUCCGGCCGGACAGCACGGCGGUAGAGUUUGGUGCUUUUAUGGGACAUAAAGACAGUGUGGAGUGGCAGCACUCGACGCCCAAAGACUCCUCCGUGUCCAGCAGACAGCCCAGCCCGGAGUCAGAGACCAGGCCACAGGCUCAACCUGAAGGUCACGGCCCCAUCAGAGCCGUCAACUCCUACGCUGGGUUCACAGAGUUUGACCGAAAACCCGCCUUUCUCCAUCCUGACUUCUCUCUAACAAAGAGGGAGAGAAGCAGAGUGUCGGCUGAAGACAUCCUCAUCCACGAGGAUCCCAGGACUGCAGUCUUGGAAAAAGUUCAGUUCAAAUCAGUCCAAGCCAACAGUCUAAGAGCUCCUGGUCAGGAGAGUCUCAGUGCUGCUAGUGCGUCUCUCUACGCCCCGCGUCACACCCACCUGGGAGCCAGAAAGGACUCUAUUGGUUCACCUUUCAAGCCAAUGGAGAGCUACCAGUACUCAGCUGUUGAACGCAACAACCUGAUGAGACUGUCCCAGAGCAUCCCGUUUACUCCUGUGCCCCCUAAAGGUGAACCGGUGACGGUGUACCGUCUGGAGGAGAGUUCUCCUAACACCAUCAACAACAGCAUGUCUUCCUGGGCCCAGCGGGGCCUUUGUGCCAAAAUCGAGUUCCUCAGUAAGGAGGAGAUGGGCGGAGGACUCCGACGAGCCCUCAAGGUGCUCUGCACCUGGUCAGAGUACGACAUCCUGAAGCCAGGUCACCUGUACAUCGUCAAGUCCUUCCUGCCAGAGGUGGUCCAGACCUGGCAGAGCAUCUACAAGGAGGACACCGUGCUGCACCUCUGUCUCAGGGAAAUUCAACAACAAAGAGCUUCUCAGAAAUUGACCUUUGCCUUCAAUCAAGUCAGACCCAAAACCAUUCCAUAUUCACCGAGGUUUCUGGAGGUGUUUCUGCUCUACUGUCAUUCUGCUGGACAGUGGUUCGCCAUAGAGGAGUGCAUCACCGGGGAAUUCAGGAAGUUCAACAACAACAACGGGGACGAAAUCGUUCCCACCAACCUGCUGGAGGAAACCAUGCUGGCCUUCAGCCACUGGACCUACGAGUACACGCGUGGCGAGCUGCUGGUGCUCGACCUGCAGGGAGUCGGGGAGAUACUGACGGACCCCUCUGUCAUCAAGAGUGGUGAGAAGGGUUCGUACGAUAUGAUAUUUGGACCGGCCAACCUGGGAGACGAUGCCAUCAGGAACUUUCGUGCAAAGCACCACUGUAACUCCUGCUGUCGCAAACUCAAACUACCUGAUCUGAAGAGAAACGAGUACACACCAGAUAAGGUGACGUUCCCACAGGAAGACCCUUCCAACCUGGGGGGCAGCAUCAAGGAGGCCCACUAAUCAAUGAGGCUGAUGCUGCGAUCAGUCCAAAACCAGCCAACCAGGGUAUGAGUGGCCGUCACGCCGCACCUUUUACUUUCUAUAAAUGUAUAUAAGUAUAUAUUCAUUUGAUUUUGUCAAAGCCAAGAAGGGGAGAAAAGAAAAGCCUCAACUGGAAAACUCACAUCUGGCUUUCCAUGAAAACCAGUGCAUGCAGACUGUGUUGACGUUUAAUACCAGUGCCACCGAGAUGCUGUGUCUCACACACACACACACACACACACACACACACACACCAUUCAACUGUUUUGGAGUUCGUUGUGGGCGAAGAACAUAUGUAAACCUAUAUAAAUAGAUAUAUAAUAUAAAAACUGGAUAUUUCAACAGGUACAGGUUUGUUUGCAGAUGAUUUAUUAUUUAUUCUAAAGUCGGAGAAGUUGCCUUGUUUUAACUAAAAAAUAAAUGAAUAAACAAAAAAAAAAGAUCAAGUGCAUUGUUGACCUGUUACAGCAGCUCCAGAGAGAAGAGGCUGCUGACUCUGCAGGGCUGCCGCACGCCACACCAUUUUUAUAAAUGUAUAAAGACUUAGUUUCACAUGAUUUUUUGUUUUUGUUUUUGUUUUUUUUUGUUUUACUUAAUGAAACUAUAUACACAAGUUUGAGAAUUUUGUAAUUUAUAGGCAGAUUGCAAUGCAACUUUUACAGAACGUUGUAUGUAAUUUUAUUGUACUGAAAUUGUGUCCACCAAAAUAUGAACUAUGAUGCUUUUUAUUGUUACAAAGGUACAAUUGCUUUAUCUUUGUCAUCAACUGUUGUAUGAGCAAUCAAGUGUAUCUUAUAGAUACUGUUUAAUGAGCAUGAGCUGAACAGAUUCAAAUAUUUUAUUCAGGGGAAUUGACAAACAUGAGGGUAUUACUGUAUACGUUUUGUACUGGGCGUCAUUUUAAACAAAUAAAAUGUUUUUGAAAAGCUUGA
Messenger RNA from Cynoglossus semilaevis (tongue sole), 6686 nucleotides. It is a transcript of the gene trpm7, whose product is annotated as transient receptor potential cation channel, subfamily M, member 7. Gene Ontology annotation, molecular function: ATP binding; calcium channel activity; protein serine/threonine kinase activity. Gene Ontology annotation, biological process: protein tetramerization; monoatomic cation transmembrane transport; monoatomic cation homeostasis. Gene Ontology annotation, cellular component: plasma membrane. The transcript is spliced from 40 exons. Bases 1 to 5733 code for a protein of 1910 amino acids. Lineage: Eukaryota; Metazoa; Chordata; Actinopteri; Pleuronectiformes; Cynoglossidae. The record is from RefSeq and is a predicted model, not a curated record.